This is a messenger RNA of Purpureocillium takamizusanense, 1648 nucleotides long. RefSeq lists its product as uncharacterized. The coding region runs from base 119 to 1648 and encodes 509 amino acids. The transcript has a single exon. The record is from RefSeq and is a predicted model, not a curated record. Lineage: Eukaryota; Fungi; Ascomycota; Sordariomycetes; Hypocreales; Ophiocordycipitaceae.
GAAGGGGACACUCGUCUUCGCAUCGCAAAACACUUGUCAUAAUUCAACAGGUCCUCAGCUCGUGAAAAUAAACUCGACAUAUUUCGUGCACCACCUUGAAUCUAGGUUGUCCGCCGCCAUGGUCCUCGACUCGCUGCCAUGCAAGUCGUCGCUUCACAAGCUGGGCCAAAACACAAUCCGCGACUUCUCUCACGGCAGCGCCAUAGCGCAGCACUUCCAGAUCGCCGAAACACCAGACCAAGAGCCGACUAUCCCAUCGCCGGCCGUCUUCAACUUUGACAAGGACACGCACGGCCGGCAAAGGGGUGACACCCACAGGCUCCCCCUUGUCGCGUCCUGCGCGGCCCACCUCGAGCUGUUGGAGGUCUUCUAUCUUUUGCGCCAAAAGAUCCUGGCGUCCGAGGACAUCGACAGGGCGUGCGACAUCAAGCCGGUCCGCGAGACCAAGACGGGGGCCAGGGGCGACACCAAGACGCUGCGGGACAAGACGUUGUGGACGCGGCGGCAGCAGAAAUGGACCCAUUACCUGGAGUUUGCCGCCGUGCGGUUCCUCGUCUGGCGCGAUGCGCUGCGGCGCGAUGCCGACGGUAUGGUUGUCGCGCGGGACGAUGGCACGCACACUCUCGUGAACCUUCCGCCGAUUGACGUCCUCAUGGUUUGGCAUGCGUUUAUGCUGAACCCGCGACUUUUCGCGCAGACGUGCAAGGAGGAAGUGCUCUACGGCAUUCGCAUGCCUUGGAAAGCUGUCCAUGAACGGAUUGAGAACAGGACUUGGGUAUUUGGGUUGACCGCCGCAGAGGAGUCCGCCUUUGGCCGCAUCACCGGCUUGAGUACCGAUUUAUACGACCAAUUCGCUACCUGGAUCCCAGAGCCGGAGAAGCCUACUGUAUCGAACCUGGGGUUGUUGACGAAGGCACUUCCAGUGAAGCCGGCAAAACCAGCUGCAAAUCGUCCCAAGCUCGGAGCAUUCUCGUUCGAGCGUGGGAAUAAGUCGACUUCAACGAUACACGCACUGUUACCGCCUCCCGCACCUUCACCACCGGUGACAUGGACAGAAACCGACCUCAAAUACAAGUCAUUAUUCGACCGCACAGACGUCGACCUGGCAAAACAGCUCCGCGACGCCGUCGAUCGCCAGACGGCCUUUGUCGACAAGAUGAACAAACACAUGUGGAUUCGCAGUCCCGCCCUCGUCGGGACGCUCACGCGCGCCGUGUCUCGGUACGGCAAGUUCCUCGACCUCAUGCGCCGGUAUCCCAAAGUCAUGGUCGUGCCGACCCUGGACAUUGACCUCGCCUGGCACACGCACCAGUGCGCCGCCGCCUUCUACGCGCGCGGCGUCAAGGCCGUCGUCGGGCGCUUCGUCAACCACGACGAUUCCAUCGCCGAGGCGAAGCUGGGCACGGGGUUUGACGACACGCUCAAGGUAUGGCGGGUGCAUUACGGCACGCAGUAUCGGCUGUGCAGGUGUUGGGACUGCGAGGCGCUGCAAAGUGCGCUGGACGAGGCGAUGCAGGGGGCUGGGCGGGAGGAAGAUGUCGACAUGGAGGCCGUGGCACGCGGGGCGCGGGAGGAAGUGACGUAUUAUAGGGCGGUGGAAGUGGCUAUACGGACGAGAAAGCCUCUUCCAAUUCGACCGUCUGCAUAA